Messenger RNA from Protopolystoma xenopodis, 957 nucleotides. Lineage: Eukaryota; Metazoa; Platyhelminthes; Monogenea; Polystomatidea; Polystomatidae. The record is from the annotation of a GenBank genome assembly.
AUGGCCACUUUGACAGCGUUGGCCUGCAAUAGUACUGUAGGCCUAGAGCAGAACGGCUCAAGCAGUUCUGUGCCCUCAGAUCGUCAUAUUUUAGAUGAUUUCUGGAGGCCGGGCUCUGAGUCAGAGUCGGCUGGCUGUUUGAACAGAACGGCGGCAGACAUCCCAGAAGUGGCUUCCUCACGGCCCAACUCUAGCCCAAUCCUGCGUCCUACAACGCCUUCUCGGCGGGGGCCUCUUGCCAGUAGUGGGUUUUGUAGUCCCUGGCAGAUAUCAAGUCCAGCCCCUGUGCGCUCUUGUAGAGCGCCGAAGUCGCCAAUCAGCCCCAUGGAAUUGCAGGCCUGGCAGCACCAGAUGAACGAUGUUGAAGAAGAUCGAGACCCCAACGACGGCGACCUAUGCCGGCCACGCGUCUGGUAUGCCAGCCGCAGUUACGAAGUGAACGACGAUGUCUCAGGCCGUGUCGGAGGGGGUUGUGGGGCCAAAAAACUUAUCGCUAGACUGUCCGCCUCCUCGACUGCAGCUGCAGUUGCCUCAGUCGCCGGCCGACAAGGAUCAGGUGAGAGAGCGAUUGCCAGUUGCUACAUCCAGCGACGUCUUUUCACUCCCAAUUCUGGAUCCAUCUACUCCGAUCUAGAGCUGGAUGAGGAGGACGAAGAAACGAGGUAUCGGCUACGAGCGCGGCCAUUAAGCCUUGUUGGAGAUGUGGACGAAGCUUCGGGCUCAUUGUGCUUAGUGCAGUUGUGUAAUCUGAUUACUGCCACCGUUUCUUUGGCCGGUGAUGGAGAGGAUGAGGAGGAUGAAGAGAAGGUCGAGCAAGAUGAAGGGAGACGACAAGAUCAAAGUAACGAGACUAAGGAGAGAUCAGGCUGUGUAUGUGGACUCACCUCUUUGCCUCAUCGAGACUCUCUUGCCAGCGGAAUUGUGUCGACAUCAAUUCCAACUUCAUCCUGCGCUUAA